Dimorphilus gyrociliatus is the source of this 649-nucleotide messenger RNA. The record is from the annotation of a GenBank genome assembly. Lineage: Eukaryota; Metazoa; Annelida; Polychaeta; Dinophilidae.
CCUUUGAAAACCUGUAUCCGGUCUUUUUCGUCGUCGUGCUGAAAACAUUGGCAUGAGUACCCUGCGAUUGCAGAAGAGGUUGGCGGCCACCGUUUUGAAAUGCGGUAAAAACAAAAUUUGGCUUGAUCCUAAUGAAACGAACGAAAUUUCCAACGCAAACUCUCGACAAAACGUUCGUAAAUUAGUUAAGGAUGGUCUGAUUAUUCGCAAGCCUGUCGCAGUUCAUAGUCGGGCCCGAGUUCGUAGAAACGCUGAAGCUCGCAGAAAAGGCCGACACUGUGGAACCGGAAAGAGAAAGGGUACGGCUAACGCUCGUAUGCCUGAGAAGAUUCUUUGGAUGAGAAGAAUGCGAGUAUUGAGACGUUUGUUGAAGAGAUACAGAGAUUCUAAAAAAAUUGAUAGACAUCUCUACCAUGUUCUCUAUUUGAAGUGCAAGGGUAACGUCUUUAAAAAUAAGCGUGUGUUGAUGGAACACAUCCAUAAAAAGAAGGCGGAACGUGCCAGAAGCAAACUUUUGGCUGAUCAAGCUGAAGCCAGAAGACACAAGGUUAAGGAAGCUAGAAAGAGACGAGAGCAGAGAAUUGCUGAUAAGAAGCAAGAACAGUUGAGGCUCUACAGCAAGGAAGAUUCCGCAACCAGUAAAAAAUAA